CGGCGACGGCGGUAACGGGCCUAAGCGCGUCCGCGUCGAAGAAGAAAAAGAAAACCAGCAACAUGUUGGGCCGGAAGCAGAGCAUCAAAGGCGAACCGGUCCUGGCGGACUACGGUCCGGAAGAGUCGCUCAACGAAAGUGCCGACAUCGAAUGGGUCAAUAAGCUAUGGGUCCGCCGGUUGAUGCGACUGUGUGCCUUGAUAUCGCUGACGUCCGUGUCGCUCAACACGCCGAAAACCUUCGAGCGCCAUCCCUUCCUGCAGUACUGUACCUUCUGCUGUGAUACGGUCGCCACGCUGCUGUUCACGUCCGAAAUGAUAGCGAAGAUACACAUCCGGGGAGCACUGCGGGGUGAAGCACCAUACUUUAAGGACCACUGGUGCCAGUUCGACGCAUCGAUGGUGGUGUUCCUGUGGCUUUCCGUCAGUCUGCAGGUGUUCGAGAUGCUUGGGAUUGUGCCGAAGUUUUCCUACCUCAGCACGGUCCGGGCACCGCGGCCCCUCAUUAUGAUACGCUUCCUGCGCGUCUUCCUGAAGUUCUCCAUGCCGAAGAGCCGCAUCAACCAAAUAUUCAAACGCUCCAGCCAGCAGAUCUACAACGUGACGCUGUUCUUUCUGUUCUUCAUGUCGCUGUACGGGUUGCUUGGGGUGCAGUUUUUCGGCGAGCUGAAAAACCACUGCGUGCUGAAUACGACCGAACCGGAAAGCCUAACGAUCAACUCGCUCGCCAUCCCGGAUACGUUCUGCUCGCUCGAUCCGAACUCCGGCUACCAGUGCCCGACCGGGAUGAAGUGCAUGAAGAUGGACUUUCUCACGAACUACGCGAUGGGCUUUACCGGGUUCGAGGACAUUGCGACCAGCAUCUUCACCGUGUACCAGGCGGCCUCGCAGGAGGGCUGGGUGUUUAUCAUGUACCGUGCGAUCGACUCCCUGCCGGCGUGGCGCGCCGCGUUCUACUUCAGCACGAUGAUCUUCUUUCUCGCGUGGCUGGUGAAGAACGUUUUCAUCGCGGUCAUUACGGAAACGUUCAACGAGAUCCGGGUGCAGUUUCAGCAGAUGUGGGGCGUACGGGGUCAUAUACAGAACAGUACCGCGUCGCAGAUAAUUACCGGCGAUGACAGUGGCUGGAAGUUGGUCACGAUCGACGAUAACAAGCACGGAGGCAUUGCGCCGGAAACGUGCCACACGAUCCUGCGCUCACCGUACUUUCGCAUGCUGGUGAUGACGGUGGUGCUGGCGAAUGGGAUCGUAACGGCGACGAUGCACUUCAAACACGACGGCCGUCAGAGGCAUGUGUUUUACGAGAAGUACUACUACAUCGAGAUUACGUUCACGUUCUUCCUGGAUCUCGAAACGCUCUUCAAGAUCUACUGUCUCGGGUGGCGCAGCUACUUCAAGCAUUCGAUACACAAGUUCGAGCUGCUGCUCGCUAUCGGCACGACGCUCCACAUCAUACCGGCGCUGUAUCUGAGCGGGUUCACCUACUUCCAGGUGCUGCGCGUCGUACGGCUGAUCAAGGCAUCGCCCAUGCUCGAGGGUUUCGUGUACAAAAUCUUCGGCCCGGGCAAGAAGCUGGGCUCGCUGAUCAUCUUCACCAUGUGCCUGCUGAUCAUCAGCUCCAGCAUCUCGAUGCAGCUGUUCUGCUUUCUGUGCGACUACACCAAGUUCGAAAGCUUCCCGGACGCGUUCAUGUCCAUGUUUCAGAUUCUCACCCAGGAAGCGUGGGUCGAGGUGAUGGACGAAACGAUGAUACGGACGAGCAAAACGCUAACGCCGCUGGUCGCGGUGUACUUCAUUCUUUACCAUCUUUUCGUGACGCUGAUUGUGCUGAGCUUGUUCGUGGCUGUCAUUCUGGACAAUCUCGAGCUGGACGAAGACAUCAAGAAGCUGAAGCAGCUGAAGUUCCGCGAGCAGAGUGCCGAAAUCAAGGAAACGCUACCGUUCCGGUUGCGGAUCUUCGAGAAGUUUCCCGACUCACCGCAGAUGGCGAUACUGCACAAGAUCCCGAACGAUUUCACCCUGCCGAAGGUGCGCGAAUCGUUCAUGAAGCAGUUCGUGCUGGAGAUGGAACCGGAGGACCUGGAGGGCUAUCAGCGCCCGAUGCCGGAAUGUUGGGAUUCGCGCAUCGCCUACAAAAAGCACCGCCCGAUCAACGUGAUGAACAAAACGGCCAAAGUGUGCAUGGUCGGUAGCGAUCUGCGCAAGCUCGCCAUCACGCACAUCAUCAACGAUUCCAACAACCAGCGGCUAAUGUUGGGCGAUUCGUCGAUGCUGCCGGUCGCCGGUACCAAGGCAGGGCUGAAACCGCAGGGUACGAUCACGCAGACGAAACCGUGGCGUGUCGAUCAGAAGAAGUUUGGAUCGCGGUCGAUCCGGCGCUCGGUACGCAGCGGUUCGAUCAAGCUGAAGCAAACGUACGAGCAUCUGAUGGAGAAUGGGGACAUCGGGGCGGCUAGCCGGGUCACCUCGUCCCGGGCGCGCCCGCACGAUCUGGACAUUAAGAUACUGCAGGCGAAACGGCAGCAGGCGGAGAUGCGGCGCAAUCAGCGCGAGGAAGAUCUGCGCGAAAAUCAUCCGUUCUUCGAUACGCCCCUGUUUGCGGUGCCGCGCGAAAGCCGUUUCCGAAAGAUUUGCCAGCGUAUAGUGCACGGGCGGUACGAUGCACGGCUGAAGGACCCGCUCACCGGCAAGGAGCGGAAGGUGCAGUACAAAAGUCUGCACAACUUUCUCGGGCUGGUGACGUACCUCGAUUGGGUGAUGAUCUUCGUAACGACACUGUCCUGCAUCUCGAUGAUGUUCGAAACGCCCCAGUACCGGGUGAUGGAGCACGUCGCCCUGCAGGUCGCCGAGUAUACGUUCGUCAUCUUCAUGAGCCUCGAGCUGGCGCUGAAAAUACUGGCCGACGGGCUGUUCUUCACACCGAAGGCGUACAUCAAGGACGUCGCCUCGGUGCUGGACGUGUUCAUCUACGUCGUGUCCACCACCUUCCUGAUCUGGAUGCCGCGACAGGUGCCCAGCAACUCCUCCGCCCAGCUGCUCAUGAUACUGCGCUGUUUGCGCCCGCUGCGCAUUUUCACGCUCGUGCCGCACAUGCGCAAGGUGGUGUACGAGCUGUGCCGCGGGUUUAAGGAGAUACUGCUCGUAUCGACGCUGCUCAUCCUGCUGAUGUUCAUCUUCGCCAGCUACGGCGUACAGCUGUACGGUGGCCGGUUGGCCCGGUGCAACGAUCCAACGAUCCAAAAGCGCGAGGACUGUGUCGGUGUGUUUAUGCGGCGCGUGUUCGUGACGAAGAUGAAGCUAACGCCGGGCGUGAAUGAGUCGUACCCGUCGAUGCUGGUGCCGCGCGUUUGGGCCAACCCGAGGCGCUUCAACUUUGACAACAUCGGUGACGCGAUGUUGGCGCUGUUUGAGGUGCUCUCGUACAAAGGGUGGAUCGAUGUGCGCGAUGUGCUGAUCAAAGCGCUGGGGCCGGUGCACGCGAUCUACAUCCACGUGUACAUCUUUCUCGGUUGCAUGAUCGGGCUGACGCUGUUCGUCGGUGUGGUGAUUGCGAACUACUCGGAGAACAAGGGUACCGCACUGCUGACCGUCGAUCAGCGCCGUUGGUGUGAUUUGAAGAAGCGGCUAAAGAUCGCCCAACCGCUCCAUCUGCCGCCGCGCCCCGACGGCCGGAAGUUUCGCGCCUUUGUCUAUGACAUUACGCAGCACAUUGCGUUCAAGCGUUGCAUUGCCGUGGUGGUGCUGGUGAACAGUAUGCUGCUGUCGAUCACGUGGACUAAGGAUGAGGUGCACACCGAGCGGCUGGUGAUCGUCAGUACCAUCCUCACGUUCGUGUUCGUCAUCGAGGUCGUCAUGAAGAAUAUCGCGUUCACGCCGCGCGGCUACUGGCAGUCGAGACGGAACCGGUACGACUUGCUGGUGACCGUGGCCGGUGUCGUCUGGAUAUUCCUUCAAACCACACUGAGAAGCGAUUUAUCAUAUUUCAUUGGUUUUAUGGUUGUCAUAUUGCGAUUUUUCACAAUAACUGGCAAGCAUACGACCUUGAAAAUGUUAAUGCUUACCGUCGGUGUGUCGGUGUGCAAAUCGUUCUUCAUCAUCUUCGGCAUGUUUUUGCUGGUGUUCUUCUACGCGCUCGCCGGUACGAUACUGUUCGGCACGGUCAAGUACGGCGAGGGUAUCGGUCGACGGGCCAAUUUCGGGUCGCCGGUGACCGGUGUCGCAAUGCUGUUCCGCAUCGUCACCGGUGAGGAUUGGAACAAGAUCAUGCAUGACUGUAUGGUGCAGCCACCGUACUGUACACUGGCGGCCAACUACUGGGAAACGGAUUGCGGUAACUUCACCGCCAGCCUGAUCUACUUCUGCACCUUCUACGUCAUCAUUACGUAUAUCGUGCUGAACCUGCUUGUCGCUAUUAUCAUGGAGAACUUUUCGCUGUUCUACUCGAACGAGGAGGACGCCCUGCUGUCCUAUGCCGAUAUACGGAACUUCCAGAACACGUGGAACAUCGUCGACAUACACCAGCGGGGUGUGAUACCGGUGCGGCGUGUGAAGUUUAUACUGCGCCUGCUGAAGGGACGGUUGGAGUGUGAUCCACAGAAGGACCGGCUGCUGUUCAAGUACAUGUGCUACGAGCUGGACAAACUGCACAACGGAGAGGACGUUACGUUCCACGACGUGAUCAACAUGCUUUCGUAUCGCUCGGUCGAUAUAAGGAAAGCUUUACAGCUGGAGGAACUGUUGGCUAGGGAGGAGUUUGAGUACAUCAUCGAGGAGGAAGUUGCCAAGCAGACGAUUCGUACCUGGUUGGAAGGGUGCUUGAAAAAGAUUCGCGCCAACAAUGUAGCGAAGCAACAAAACUCUCUCAUCGCUGGACUGCGUGCAACGAAUGAUCAGAAACAGCAGCAGCAGCAACAACAGCAACAACAGCAGCAGCAACAGCAGCAGCAGCAACAACAACAACAGCAGUCAACUGGACCGAGCGUUAGUGCCCAGCAAGCUCAACAACAACCCCUAUCAUCCCAACAGCAGCAACAACAACCUGCCCAACAGCAACAAUCCACCCAAACACAAUCCCAAGUGACCUCACCGCUGCAAUCCUCCACCACCUCCCAGGCCGCAUCAUCCGUUACCAGCCCCGGGCAACUGUCGAAGCAAACGGAGGAAUCUCCCACCGGCAAGGAUGGUACCGGGCUUGAACUGCCCGAUACCAUCACCACCACCGACCAGACCGCCAAGGACAUUGAAAAUAAUGCGAAAAAUCGCAAAAAAACGGCUACCACCGUACUGAACCGGUCCGAUUCGACCGGGUCGAGCAGUGGGCGCAAAUUUCUCGCUCCCACCCUUUCCGAUCCGCAGGCCAAAAAUGAGAAGGAUCGCUACAUGAGCAAGAAAAAGCAACAGCGCGGCGCACCACCGUCGAUCAGCGUCGGUAAAGCGUCCCAUUUGGGUGAGAUCGGUGCGCACAGUUUGCAUCUGCACUAUCACCAUAGCUUUAGCCACGGGUACGGUGGGGCUGAUCAUUCGCCCCAUUCGCAACCACUGCACCACCACCACCAUCAGCAGCAGCAGCAACAGCAGGCACAGCAAGCCAAUAUGAGCAAAUUUGGCCACGCGCAUACCAACAUGAUCUACGAGGUGCACGACUGGUGGCAGGAACAGGUGCUUAGCACGCACAGCGACGAGGAGGACAAUUAG
Anopheles marshallii is the source of this 5693-nucleotide messenger RNA. RefSeq names its product sodium leak channel NALCN (gene na). Gene Ontology annotation, molecular function: monoatomic cation channel activity. Gene Ontology annotation, cellular component: membrane. NCBI's taxonomy places the organism in Eukaryota, Metazoa, Arthropoda, Insecta, Diptera, Culicidae. Bases 63 to 5693 code for a protein of 1876 amino acids. The transcript has 11 exons. The record is from RefSeq and is a predicted model, not a curated record. Gene Ontology annotation, biological process: monoatomic ion transport; transmembrane transport.